Molecule: messenger RNA, 255 nt
Organism: Leptosia nina
Lineage: Eukaryota; Metazoa; Arthropoda; Insecta; Lepidoptera; Pieridae
Source: the annotation of a GenBank genome assembly
AUGAGUACGGAGCGACGUCUCUCACGGAGUUUCCACUCCUGCCUGAAAGGCUCCUCGACGGAGGAGGCAGCGGACGAGGAAGAGAGCUGUUACCAUUCACUUGGUGGACGGCACACCCUCAGUAGAUACCCACAGGUCUACGUCGAGGAUUUGUCCAAUGUUACCCUAGCCGACUUCGAGUCUUCACAAGAUGAUUUAGACGACGACGGAGAUUUCAUGAUGGUCCAGCUGGUGUUCUGGGUUGGAGAUGACUAA